CGUCUUGGACGAAGGCUGGACCUGCGCGGAUCUCCACUUAUCCCGGGCCGGGCUCGACCAGCAAGACCACAACACCAGAAGGAAGAUCUACGGCCCGAACCUCAUCGAGGUGCCGGUCAAGUCCUACGCGAGGCUGUUGGUGGAGGAGGUGCUCAAUCCCUUCUACAUCUUCCAAGUGUUCAGCAUCGUGCUGUGGGUCUGCGACGCCUAUUACUACUACGCCGCCUGCAUCUUCCUCAUCUCCACCAUCUCCCUGGGGCUGUCCCUCUACGAGACGAGGAAGCAAAGCUCCACGCGGCAAAAAAUGGCCAAGAUGUCGGUCGGGGUCCGAGUGCGUCGCCCCGGCGGAGAGGAGAUGGUGGUGAGCUCCGCGGAUCUGGUGCCGGGCGAUUGCAUCAGCCUCCCCGCGGACGGGAUGCUGGUCCCUUGCGACGCCGCGCUGCUGACGGGCGAGUGCAUGGUCAACGAGAGCAUGCUGACGGGGGAGAGCGUGCCGGUGAUGAAAACGCCUCUCCCGGCGGAGGGCAGGCAGCCGGCACCGUCUAUUCGCCCGAGGAGCACCGGCGGCACACGUUGUUCUGCGGGACGCAGGUCAUCCAAGCCAAAUCCUACGUGGGCAGAGAAGUGGUUCUGCACGGCCAAAGGGGACCUCAUCAGCUCCAUCCUCUACCCCAAACCCGUGAGCUUCAAGUUCUACAAGGAUGCCGUGAAGUUCGUCCUCUUCCUCGCCGUCCUGGCUUUUGUCGGCACGGUGUACAGCAUCGUCAUCUUGGUUAAAAACCAGGUUCCCGUGGGGCAAAUCAUCAUCCGUGCCCUCGACCUCGUCACCGUCAUCGUGCCCCCGGCUCUGCCGGCCGCGAUGACCGUGGGCACCAUCUACGCCCAGAGCAGGCUGAAGAAACGGGGUAUCUUCUGCAUCAGCCCUCCCCGCAUCAACCUCUGCGGGAAGAUCCGCCUGGUUUGCUUCGACAAG
This is a messenger RNA of Balearica regulorum gibbericeps (East African grey crowned-crane), 973 nucleotides long. Lineage: Eukaryota; Metazoa; Chordata; Aves; Gruiformes; Gruidae. The record is from RefSeq and is a predicted model, not a curated record.